Messenger RNA from Colletotrichum gloeosporioides, 1248 nucleotides. Its product is annotated as Oxysterol-binding protein-like 4. NCBI's taxonomy places the organism in Eukaryota, Fungi, Ascomycota, Sordariomycetes, Glomerellales, Glomerellaceae. The transcript has 3 exons. Gene Ontology annotation, molecular function: oxysterol binding. Gene Ontology annotation, biological process: piecemeal microautophagy of the nucleus; exocytosis; maintenance of cell polarity. Gene Ontology annotation, cellular component: intracellular membrane-bounded organelle; membrane; cytosol. The coding region runs from base 1 to 1248 and encodes 415 amino acids. The record is from RefSeq and is a predicted model, not a curated record.
AUGGCCACCUCAACACAGGCUCAAGCCCAGGCGAACCAGGGCAGCUGGGGAGCUUUCCUCAAGUCCAUCGCCUCCUUCAACGGCGACCUCUCCUCCCUGACCGCGCCGCCCUUCAUCCUCUCCUCCACCUCCCUGACAGAGUUCUCCUCCUACUGGUGCGAGCACCCCUCCAUCUUCGCCGCCCCUGCGAAGGAGGCCGACCCCGCCAAGCGCGCCCUGCUCGUCACCAAGUGGUUCAUCACCACCCUCAAGCAGCAGUACGCCUCCCGCUCCGAGCAGUAUGGCAACGAGAAGAAGCCCCUCAACCCCUUCCUCGGCGAGCUCUUCCUCGGAAAAUGGGAGGACGAGGCCGGCACCACGGAGCUCAUCAGCGAGCAGGUUAGCCACCACCCGCCAGCAACAGCCUACUCCAUCACAAACCUCCCAAGCGGCGUCCACCUCGAGGGAUACAACGCCCAAAAGGCCACCUUCUCCCGCACAAUCAACAUCAAGCAGAUCGGCCACGCCGUCCUGACCGUCCCCACCCCCGAAGGCAAGAAGGAAACCUACCUCAUCACCCUCCCCGCCCUGCACAUCGAGGGUCUCAUCUUCGGCGCCCCCUUCAUCGAGCUCGAGGGCACCUCCUUCAUCACCUCCUCCACCGGCUUCACCUCCAAGAUCGACUACUCGGGCAAGGGCUGGCUCUCGGGCAAGAAGAACUCCGUCAUCGCCUCCGUCUACCCGACCGGCAAGGAGAAGGACGUCGCCUACAACAUCACCGGCGUCUGGACAAAGUCCUUCGAGGUCCACCAGGGCUCCGCCAAGCACAACUCCUCAAAGACCCUCCUCGAGACCUACGACGCCGCCGAGCACCCCACCUCCAAGCUCGUCGUCGCCCCGCUCGACAAGCAGCACCCCCUCGAGUCCCGCCGCGCCUGGAAGGGCGUCGCCGAGGGCAUCGCAAAGGGCGACAUGGACGCCGUCUCGCGCGAAAAGUCCGCCAUCGAAAAGGCCCAGCGCGAGCUCCGCGCAAAGGAGAAGGCCGAGGGCCGCGCCUGGGAGAGGCGGUACUUCACCGACCGCCAGGCCACCGCCGACUCUGUCCUCGAGACCCUCGGCCCCAACGUCGGCCUGCCGCUCAGCGGGGACGCCGACAAGACGGGCGGGCUGUGGCGCUUCGACGCCGAGAAGGCGGACAAGGUGCGCAGCCAGGCGCCGUUGAGCCCGGAGGACCAGGCCAAGAUGGCCGGCGAGAUUCUGGGCCAGUAG